AUGUCUGGAAUGUUGGAUGUUUAUCCUUUAUCAGAAAGACAUAUGCGGCUGAUUGUCUCGCAGAAAUAUUUCUCUGAUGGAGCACCAAACAUUGUUAAAGCCAUUAAUGACACUUACAGUGAUCAUAAACACUUAUAUUGCUUUGCCCACAUGUUAAAUCUUAUACACCAAAAGGCUAUUUCAAACAUACCAACUUUGGUUUCACUUCUGACAAAAAUAAAACAAAUUGUCACAUUUUUAAAGCACAGUGUUGUAGCUUCUGACAAAUUAACUUCUUUACAACUCCAAGAUGGGACAAAUAAAGAAUCUAUAUUGAAACUAAAACAAGAAGUUCCGACAAGAUGGAACUCUACUUUUUAUAUGCUAGAAAGAUUUAAAUUAUUGGCUAUAUCAAUGGUUUUGUUUGAAAUUCCUAAUUCACCAUCAAUGAUAAAUGUAACAGAACUUAACGACUUAAAAGACAUAAUAUAUCUACUUAAACCUCUAGAAUUGGUCACUAAAGACAUUUCAGGACAAAACUACAUAACAACAAGCAAAGUCAUCCCACUAGUACAUACUAUAAUGUACAAAGUAGAAAACCUGGAUGCUAAAAGUGAUGUUGGUAAAGCUUUAAGAAAAGAAUUUAAGAAAGCUCACUUCAAAAUACCUAUAGCCAAUUCCAAUGUAAUCCAGUAUGUAAAUAAAGAACUGAAAAAAAUAAUUGACUCUGAUAAACAAACUACUCAACAUUUAAGGCCAGAUCCUAGUUUAAUAACCGAAAGGAAUGAAGACGAUGGGAAUGAUUUAUGGAGUUAUCACAAACAGGUUACCUCAAAUCACUCAAAUGGUAUUGCAAGUUCUAAUUCUGACAUGGAGCCAGAACUUAGGCAAUAUCUUGAUUUACCUUUGGUCAAAAUUGAUGAAAACGUACUAGAAGUUUGGGAGACUUAUAAAUCAGUGUUUCCCAAUCUAUUUAAAUUGGCUCAAAAGUACUUUUCUUCUGUUGCAUCAUCGGUUCCAUCAGAGCGAUUGUUUUCAAAAGCUGGUAAUAUACUCACGGAAAAACGUAAUCGAAUUUCUGAAAAGCGCCUUUCUAAACUUUGUCUUUUACAAACGAUUGCAGAUGAAUACUGGGACAUUUAA
Molecule: messenger RNA, 1122 nt
Organism: Diuraphis noxia (Russian wheat aphid)
Lineage: Eukaryota; Metazoa; Arthropoda; Insecta; Hemiptera; Aphididae
Product: E3 SUMO-protein ligase ZBED1-like
Biological process (GO): regulation of transcription by RNA polymerase II
Cellular component (GO): nucleus
Molecular function (GO): protein dimerization activity
Source: RefSeq, a predicted model, not a curated record